Entrophospora sp. SA101 is the source of this 1911-nucleotide messenger RNA. The record is from the annotation of a GenBank genome assembly. NCBI's taxonomy places the organism in Eukaryota, Fungi, Glomeromycota, Glomeromycetes, Entrophosporales, Entrophosporaceae.
AUGGAUCCUGAAUUAUCAUUAUAUAUAGAUAAAGCACAACUUAGAGAUGAUGAAACUCGCCUCAUAUUCAAUCCUCCUUGCAAAAUUUACUCACAGAUCACCGAAUUUAUUUCAGCUAAUCCCAACAAUGUUGAUUCCAUAGGUAUCCCAAAAUCGCAAAACUGUUUUUUUUUAUACCGCAAAAAUUACAAUGCAAAACAUAAAUCUCAUAGGAGCAAAAAGGAUUGGAAAAUUCUUUCAAAGGAAGCUGGUAAUGCCUGGCAUAAUGAAUCUAACGAAGUAAAAAGUUAUUUUAAAGUAUUAGCAAAACUAGCUUUUCAAAAAAAUAAACUAAGUUAUGAAAACCUACUACUAAGAAAUUGUAUUUUUAUUGUCCAACAACCAGGGCUACAACAUAAAAAAAUAGAUAACAAUGGUUCUGCAGUUUCAUCAUCACCCGAUCCAUAUUUUUCUUCUUUAUCUUCUACUUGUUAUUACUCAAAAUAUAAUGCUAGUUCACAACCAAAACUACAACAAAAACAAACAGAUAAUAACGAUCAUGAACCUUCAUCAUCUUUACUUUAUCCAUCUUCCACUUUUUCUUGCACGAGUAAUAAUACAAGCUUGCCUCAUUUUAUGACUCAACAACCAAAUAAUAACGAUUAUCCAACAACAACAUCAUCACCAUUUCAUCCACAUUCCAGUUUUUCUUACACAAUUUCACUACCAUCAUCUCAUCCACACUCCAAUUUUCCUUACACAAGUGAUGAUACGACCUUGCUUCAUUUGGCAGCUCAACAACCAGAAGCACAACAAAAACUAAAAAAUAAUCUUCAUAAUAACAAUUGUGCAGUUUCUUCACCAUCUCAUCCACAUUCUACUUUUUCUUGCGCAAGUGACAAUACAAACUCGCCUCAUUUUGUAGCUCAAGAACCAAAAAUGCAACAAAAACAAAAAAAAGAUUUUUGUGAUGAUUGUGCAGUUCCAUCAUCAUCACUUCAUCUGCAUUCUACUUUUUCUUGCGCAAGUGAUAAUACAAGCUUGUCUCAUUUUAUGGCUCAACAACUAGAACUGAAACAAAACCAAAAUGAGAAUCUUCAUAAUAACGAUCGUGCAGUCUUAUUAUCACCUCAUACAUAUUCUACCUUUUCUUACAAAGAUGAUAGUAUAGUCUCGCUUCAUUUUGUGACUCAAAAAUCAGAAAUAGAAGAAAAUCAAAAAGAUAAGAGAAAUAAUAACGAUUAUGUAGUUUCACCGUCGCCUUAUCCACAUUCUAGUAUUCUUUAUCUUCCACUUUCUAGGCCAGCAUAUUUGGAAAUAACAUCAUUAAUCGAACAAAUUCACUCGGAAUAUGAAAUAAUAGAAGACGCUGUAGUGUUAUGGAAAAACAAAUUGAUAUACAAUGGAAGCAUUCCUGAAAAUCAACUAAAAGGAAUUUGGAAACAUUUGGAUACUUUGAUUUCUGAAAGAAAUUUGUUCGAAAGAGAACUUGAAAGAAAAAAGAAUACCAAAGACAGUGAUAAACAAGAUUUUCUUACGUUUGCAUUCUUAAUACCGGCCAAAUCGGUGGAAGGAAUUACAAAAGUAUACGAUAUGAAAUUUUAUAUAUCUCUAGAUGAAUGUUUAUCUAUUAGAUCUGAAUCAAUAAUUAAUGCAGUAAAUGAGGAUUAUGAAAAAUCAAGAAAAUUUGGAGGAUUAACUAUUACAAACGAGAUGGCUCAUGCAUUAUGUGAUAUACAUGAAGAUCUUGAAAAACAUCAACAAUUGACAGAAGUCUAUACAAGAUCUACAACAAAUUUUUGGGUAGUUGGGAGAAGGUCUGAUAAACGUAUACUCUAUAUUGUUGUACCUAAAAAAGAUACAUCACUUAUAGAAGUUGAAGAUGAGAUAAGAAAACUUACAAGUUUAUAUUUUUCUGCAAAUAAUAACUGA